This is a messenger RNA of Actinia tenebrosa (Australian red waratah sea anemone), 2816 nucleotides long. RefSeq names its product N-acetyl-beta-glucosaminyl-glycoprotein 4-beta-N-acetylgalactosaminyltransferase 1. Gene Ontology annotation, cellular component: Golgi cisterna membrane. The record is from RefSeq and is a predicted model, not a curated record. NCBI's taxonomy places the organism in Eukaryota, Metazoa, Cnidaria, Anthozoa, Actiniaria, Actiniidae. Gene Ontology annotation, molecular function: acetylgalactosaminyltransferase activity.
CGUAUGCUGUCACCACAACAUGAGCCCUUUUCAGAAACUUUUGCUAUUGGGGUGUUUCGCAUCUUUAAUUUGGCUAUACUCGAGUUUGUUUAACGUUGGGCACAAAGAACAGGAGUGCUUCUUAUUUUGCCAAGAUAUAGCAGGUAACAAACUUGCCGCUCCACGACCAAAAGAAAACCAAGCUUCUAUGGACGACUUUCUCGCUCUCCUUCAGGAUUGUCUAAAACCAACCAGUAUGAAGCUAGAUAAGUAUCGAGGAAGACUUAAUGUUCAUCGCUGGUUCGAUAGUUGUACAUGUGGAUAUUCUAUAGACAGAGCAAUGAGAAUCUACUCGAAAUUCCCAGCAGAACCAGAGUUCGAGUCCACCAUCAAUAGUUCGGAAAUAAUAUUGAAUGGGAUGGAGUACAGUCAGCGAGUAUUUGGUUAUGUGACUCCCGAGAUAACAGGCCAAUACAGAUUUGCAGUAAGCUCAGAUGAUAACUCAGAGCUUUGGAUCAGUCGGGACUCCAGUCCAAGAAACGURGAGCUGUUUGCAAGCGUUGGUGAUCCUGACUCAACUAAUGGAGCUGCGACAAUACCAAGAAACUUCCGUGAUUACAAAAAUCAAAUAUCACAAAUAAUCAAUCUUACAGCUGGACAAGACUAUUACCUUGAGGCUCUUCAUCGAAACCAGGGUGGUAAUGGACACCUCACUAUAGCUUGGCAGACACCAGGAAUGAAGGACAACGACUUUACUGUGAUUGAUGCCAAACUUUUGUCUUUAUAUUUGCAUCCCAUUGUCGAUCACGAACAAGUGGCAUACGUACUCAGCACGUGUCCCUACGAUCCUACCUACAUACCAAAACAUAACGUCGGUGUAUUCGAGGGAGCUAAUUAUUUUAUGGUCAAGCAUUCAGAGAUUUAUCCAGACGAUAAAACUUCAUUAUUUUCAAGCGUCAGAAACAUAAUUAUCGAUAAGAAGGCCAAUCAUUCAGAUAUUUAUCCAGACGAUAAAACUUCGAUAUUUUUACACAUCGGAAACAUAAUAAUCAAUAAGAAGGAAGUCGAAGAGGUUGUCAAAGAAUACAUGGACAAGUUAAAGAAAGUUAAAGGAGAUUUGUACAAGUUGAAACAAAUUCUGAACGUGGAGAAAAAACCUGACCGUGUAAAAGGAAGUCGUUAUCUGCUGGAGCUGGAACUUAGUGUUCAAGGAAAAAGUGAAUCAGUGCUGCUCUCUGAAUACGUCUACAAGUUCAGCAAGGAAUACAACAAGGUCCAUAUUGAAACGACUAGUGAACUUUGCUACCCCGAGGGAAUGGUGUGGAGCAAAGACACCAAGAUUUAUAUUAUAUUGCCAGUUCUUAAUUAUGGCUAUUGGGUCAAGUAUUUCAUAGAUGAACUGUGCAAGGUACAACACUUAAAGGCGUUUUUCUGUAUUGCCAUGAUUUCUUUUUAUAUGUUAAUGAAGUUGUUGGCUGCCCAAAAAGCGUCGCCGAAUCCCCACACCCAUUUCUGUCACACUCUAUUAUUAAAAGUCACUAUUAAGAGAAGAAAAAAUACUGAAGGGAAUGUUACGCCAAUACUUCACUGCCCUAUCAGGAGCCCAUUAUUAGGAGCAUCCAACUUCCUUACUGGGUCUGUGAGCCACCAUACUAUUAUACAAUACACACUCCCAUCGCUAGCAAUAAACUUCUCGUUACAUUUUGAAUUCAAUUUGAUAUUGAAAUGGCAAUUUUGUUUCAGUUUUACAUUCUUGAAAAAGGGUGGAAGAUUCUUCAAAACUGAAGCAAUAAAUGAAGGAGCCGCUACAGUCAAGGACCCAAAUAGUAUAAUAUUUCUUAUGGAUUUGCACAUCACAGUUCCGCCAUGUUUCUUUGACAUCAUAAGGAAGCACACGAUAAAAGGGAAGUUGUGUUUCUUCCCCAUGCUCCUCAGGCUCGCAUGUUCUGCUUCUGAUAUCUACCCACAAGGUCAAUGGGAUACUCCGGGUUAUGGCUUACUUAGUAUUUUUAAACAAGACUGGGAUUCCUUUGGUGGAGAAGACGUGGAAAAGUUCAGAUACAGAUGGGGUGGUGAGGAUUGGGACCUAUUGGACAGGGUAUUAAAUUCCAGGAUAGAAACUGAGAGAUUUAAAUGGCAAAAGCUCUUUCAUUUUCCACACGCUAAAAAAGGCGCCUGGUACAAUAAGGGAUAACAUAACAUUCACGACACAAACGUGUAACGUUAAUUAACCAUUGUCGAUCGAAAAAUUCUUUUUAAUUACUUAAUGACAAAAAAUCCAAGCAGUAUAAAAAGAGAAAAAUAUUUUUGCUUUAAAGAGAAAGUUUGCAAUAGCUGAAAUAAAAUACAGGAAAACGAUGAAAACGUGUUCACGGCGUUUGCGGUUUGCGCGAAGGAAAAAAACGUCAAUCUAAAACUCUCUCACUAGGUUAUAUCAGUAUGAUUGUUUUGAAAUUAUAACUGUCGUGUGUUUCAUAAGAUACAGCUAUGACUUCAAAACAAGGUUGAAGGAGCGAACGGCGAUAGGUAAUAAGCGAUAGGCAAUAAGUGAUAGGAGAUAGGUCAUUCUAAGAUGCAAGAGAAUAGCUGAAAAGACUAGUAUUUCUUUUCAUUAUUCUUGUCAAUAACACAGAUGUUGUUGUAGUUGAGAUAUUUAGAAGUGUUCACAUAGUCGACGAAACCAUUUAAAACCCCUCGAUUAUUCGUGCUUAGAUGCAUGCCCAUAGUGCCUUUCGGUCAUGCAACCGUCAAUCAACGAUCGCUAUAUUUACCGUUCACCCCUGUCCAGGGGCGGAUCCAGGAAUUUGUUCAGGGAGGGGUGCAGCUCACAAAGUUAA